GAUACGUCAGCUCUGCCAGCGUGGAAUACGGAGCGCCAGUCCAGGAAGUUAACAUUUACAGGAGUUAGCUGUUCAGCCGUCAAUAUAAUAAUAUUCCCCACGUCCAUACAGACUGGAUAGGCGGCGUAUCCUUUUCUCAAGCUUUUCAACUGUCUGAAGGCACCGCGUCACAAGUGUCUUUUUGCUCAGUCUGACUUCUGACCGUAGAUGAUGGUCGACCCCACACUCGCUGAAAUGGGAAAGAACCUCAACGAGGCCAUGAAGAUCUUAGAGGAUGGCCGAAAUGCAUCAGAACCGGAUGCAGAUAGACGACAGUUCAGCAGGAGUAGUAUCCCUGGACCCCUACAGGGAGAUGGGCAGGAUGUGGCCAGUAUACUCCAGCUGGUCCAGAAUCUCAUGCAUGACGAUGAGGAGGAAGACAAGCCAAGCCAUCGCAGGAUGCAGAAUGUCGGAGAGCAGGGUCACAUGGCGUUGCUAGGACACAGCCUAGCAGCCUACAUCUCCGUGCUGGACAGGGAGAGACUCAGGAAGCUGAUCACACGCAUCGCGUCUGACACAACACUCUGGCUCUGCAGACUCUUCAGGUAUGAGAGUGGCUCAGCAUACUACCAUGAAGAUGACAGAGAGGGCCUGCUGAAGGUGUGUCGCCUGGUCAUCAACACCCGCUAUGAGGACUACUCCACAGAGGGCUACACUGUGCUCAACUCCAGACAGCCUGUGAUUUACCAGAGCGCCACCUGUAGGCCUGGCCUGGGACAGCACCUCUGCAGCCAACUGGCUCUGCCUCUGUCCAGCCUGUGCACUGUCCCCUGCAACACCAUGUUUGGAUCCCAGCACCAAAUGGACAUUGCCUUGCUGGACAAGCUGAUCAGAGAGGAUGUGGAGACUGGGAAGCUUCCAUUGCUGUUGAUCGCCAACGCUGGCACCCCUGGGGCGGGACACACAGACAAGCUGGGCCGUCUAAAGGAGCUGUGUGAACAGUAUGGCAUGUGGCUCCACAUAGAAGGGGUCAACUUGGCCACCCUGGCUCUGUGGGAGGUCUCAUCUCCCGUGACGGCGGCCACCAGGAGUGACAGUAUGACCCUGACCCUGGGUCCGUGGCUGGGCCUGCCUGCUGUCCCAGCUGUCACCCUCUACAGACACGAGGACCCAGCCCUGUCUCUGGCAGCUGGUUUGACCUCCAGUCAGCCAGUAGAGAAGCUGCGUGCCCUGCCUCUCUGGCUCUCCCUGCAGUACCUGGGCCAGGAUGGGAUAGUGGAGAAGAUUAGACACGCUGUAGAGCUCAGCCAACAGCUUCUGGAGAAACUGAAGACUCUGGCUUCCAUAAAGACUUCAGAUGAGCUUGACUCUGAGAUCUCUUUCGUCGAUGCUUUGACUAUGGUGGAGGAUGAGCUCAACUCUCCAGUAGUAGUGUUCAGGUUCUCCCAGGAGACCAGUGCAGAAUCCAGUGGCGCUUCUGUGGAGGGCUACUUUGCUGGAGAGAGAGAAGUGCUAGAUUCCCUCAACAGAUGGCUGUGUGAGCGGUUGGCACAGAUGGUGCCCGCCAGCGGGGUAGACAUAGUGGAGUUGGAGGACGAGGGCACCUGUGUCCGCUUCACCCCUCUUAUGACCGCCGCAGCCCUGGGGACCCAGAGGUGUGACGUGGAUCUGCUGGUGGAGCGGUUGAUUGAGCUGAUUCCUGUGCUGAACUGUACGCUGCGUCUCAGACUGGACUUCAGAGAGGAGGUGUACCGCCACUCUGCCCUCAGUUACAUAGAGGACCUCAGCUGGCCUGGCCUGGGAGCCAUCAGGUAUGAGCCGAGGGUUGAGGAGCUGACUGACACUAAAAGAAAGCUGGAGGUGGAGAAGAUCAACAGUGAGCUGCUGGUGAAACUAGGGGAACUGGAUGCAGACCUCAUCUUCUCCACCGGCCUGGAGUUCGGACCCGAGAAGGACUGCAUAUUUAUUGGCAUGGCAACGGAGGACCUAGACGUGGCAGAGCUAGUGGAUACGAUAGCCGCCCUGGGGAGGGACAUAGAGGAGAACGGCAGGCUAUUAGAGAACAUGACAGAGGUGGUGAGGAAAGGCAUCCAGGAGGCAGAGCUCCAGCUCCAGAAAGACAACCAGGACAAACUCAUGGAGGAGGGUGUGUUGAGACAGAUUCCUCUGGUCGGCUCCGUGUUGAACUGGUUCUCUCCGUUCCAGAGCACUGUGAAGGGCAGAACCUUUAACCUGGCUGCAGGUUCCCUGGACUCCACAGAGCCCACCUACUCCAUGAAGGCCCAGACAGGUGGGCUGGCGUCGCCAGAAACCCCUACCUCCUCUGCCAAGAGACUGCCGGGACAGAGGCUGUUCCGGCGCGAGGGUGCGGGGGGCUCUGACUCCUACAGUGAGACCAGCUCCGUGGGCCAGGCUGAGGAUUUCUCCAGGGAGAGGUUCCCACAACCCACCACACCGUCCCCUGUCCCAGAUGAGGCGGUUUCCGUGGUCCCUGAGAGCCCAGAGACCCCCCAGGUGCCGGCUGAACCCGAGCCCACGCAGGAGAACUGUGAGGUUGGUACACAAGAGGAGGAGAGACAGCCUGAUGGCCAGGACGCACCAGUGGAGGAGACAGGCAGAUAGGACAGCCCUCAGAGCAGGGUUAUUUGAAACCAGCUCUGAAAGGCUCCAGGCCAGUCCAGCAGGUGUUGCAGAGCAGGGAUUCAUUCCGUUCUCAAAUAAUUCUCCCUUGCCUCUUUUCUUGACAACUGUCUCCUUAUAGAUCUAAAGGGACUGGAAACUGUGAUGAGAGAUAAUUAGACAGCAAAGGCUUCACUUAGCCUGUAUCUCUACUUUAUUCUUUCUUUCCCGUCCCUUGAUGAAUGACUGGGAGAGGUCAAGGACAAAGGGAAGGAACCAGGUUUUCAGAAUGGAAUCCAGCCUUAGUCUCUAGGGUUGUGUCUGAGGACUCGAUCACUGUGGGUUAAUAAAUAACUAUGUAGGAGUAGGACCUAAGAAUUCUGGUCAAGCAGGAACGACACCUGAGGCAGGGAGUCAAAGGUGAAGGGUCGUCUGAGGACUUCCUGGUUCAUGGCCUCCACUACUUCAGUCGGACUCGUCAUGGCCCGGAGGUAAAACAGCUUAUAUGCAAGCCAAGUAACGUGACUAACACUGGAAAUAAAACCAUUUUAUUUUGUAUGUAAUGUAUGCGCACCUAUUUCUAUCCACUCAAUCACCAUCAUGAUCAGUAAAACCAGAUCUAUAUAGAGGGAAAUGUAGUAGAAAAAUGAAAGCAUACUGUGAUAUGAAUUGAACGAGAGAAUACACACACCCACCUGCUUCUGUGCACUACCCCAAUAGACCCUCCACGGUUUGUCAAACACCCUCCUGUUAAUUUUUUCACAUACUUGGGUCUGAUUGGUGAAUGUUUUUUUUAAACAAUAUAAAUGUAUGUUUUUAAUAAUAUGACCAAUGGGGCUAACCAUUUCCUUACAUUCACAAGCAAAGUCUUGCUUUACAUGCAUUUUGAGGAAAUAGUUUAUGUUUUUUUUGCUCAAAAAAUAUAGCGGCUGUAUGUUAUGUUUAUGUUUCCUGUGAGAAAGACAUACUGUAGCUAUUAUAAUGACUAGACUGAUGAUAGCAUAUUUGCAGGUUAAAGGAUUUUGUUUCAAUGCAGGGCUGUUUAAAAAAAAUAUAUUCCUUUUGUUCUGUCCAUUUAUUACUGCACUACCUUAUUUAAUGUUGCACAGUAUUUGUUAAUCAACUUUUUAAAUUCAUUUAUUUUUUAAUUCUCUUAACAGUCUAAUUUGUUGCAAUAACUACUUUGAUGAAGAAUUCUGAUUCCUGACUUGAAAUGACACAACAAUAUUUCCAUCCUGCUUCCAUUAUGAUCUCUGAUUUCACAUGCCCUUUCAAGGAUCCAGUUUUAUGUUCCUUCUAUACCAUUGUCAUCAAAAGAGAGAAAUUCUCUAGAUAAUUUAACUAUUCUCAACCUACAGCUCUAAGGGGGUUUACGACAUGUUUUGUACACAGUUAUAAUUAUUGAAAUGAUAGGUGUUACUUUCUCGUUGUCCAAUCAUAUUUCUGCUAUGGAGUCAUAAAAAUUGGGAGAACUUUAAUGACCUAGGGUGUCAGUAGACUACUGACAUUACAAUGCCUUUCAAAUGUGAUGAAUCAUUUGCUUAUAAAACUGCUUUUGUAUCCACUGUACAACACUGUGCUGUUAGACAUUUUUCUAUCCAAAGCAGACAGAAUGGAAUGAGCUUCUACUUUUUCUUAACUUAGAAUGUGCAUUUAACUUGAAAAUACAACCAUAAUUGUUGUCUUCUGAAUUGAUACUAUAAAGAUGAGCUUGGUUCACUGUA
This is a messenger RNA of Oncorhynchus gorbuscha (pink salmon), 4322 nucleotides long. RefSeq names its product pyridoxal-dependent decarboxylase domain-containing protein 1-like. The transcript is spliced from 24 exons. Bases 208 to 2601 code for a protein of 797 amino acids. NCBI's taxonomy places the organism in Eukaryota, Metazoa, Chordata, Actinopteri, Salmoniformes, Salmonidae. Gene Ontology annotation, cellular component: intracellular membrane-bounded organelle. Gene Ontology annotation, biological process: carboxylic acid metabolic process. The record is from RefSeq and is a predicted model, not a curated record. Gene Ontology annotation, molecular function: carbon-carbon lyase activity; pyridoxal phosphate binding.